This is a messenger RNA of Micromonas commoda, 561 nucleotides long. RefSeq lists its product with no specific name. The record is from RefSeq and is a predicted model, not a curated record. Lineage: Eukaryota; Viridiplantae; Chlorophyta; Mamiellophyceae; Mamiellales; Mamiellaceae. Bases 7 to 396 code for a protein of 129 amino acids. The transcript is spliced from 2 exons.
AGCGAAAUGGCUCUCAUCAUCACCGGCGAGCAAUACGUCCAGGCCUGGGGGGCCGUCUUCGGCGUCUACGCGCUCCUGAUGCUCCUCGCUCCCGAGAAGAUGGUGAGCGAUCACUUCAAGGCGAAGUGCACGCCGAUGAACGCCUUCUGGAUCCGCGGACAGUCCGUUUCCGUCGCAGCCACCGCGUACCUCCUGCAGAAGAUUCCCACCGCCGAGGCUGUUGACUUUGGCUUGCUCAUCACCGCCGCCAUCGCCAUCCUCUACCCGUUCAACGCCAAGUUCGGGCUCAUCUCUAAGAACAUGCCCGUCAAGUACACCGGCUUCCCCAACCACUACGUCCCCGAGGUGCUGAUGACCGGGUUCCUCGCCGCGGGCCUUUACCUCAAGUACGCCUGAAUCGACCGACAACGACCCGAUCGGUCGUGAGACUCCGCGGAAACGCGUCUCGCGCUCAACCCCGAGCGCUCGCAGACCGUCCGACCCCCGACAACCGAGAGAGAUUGCCUUGUUAGUUUUUCGUGACGCUUGGCGCUUUUUGACAGAGAAUCCAGUCUGCGUAAA